GAGCCACUGCCGGCAGCGCUGGGCCCGGGCAGGCGCCGCGCCUGCAGCUCUCGGCGGGGCCAUGCGGAUGGCGGUCGGUGCGGCAGCGGGCGAGGGGGCAGCGCAGAGCCCCGGCCCCGCCGCCGUGUCGCUGGGCUUGAGCGUGGCCGUGGUCUCCAGCUUGGUGAACGGCUCCACCUUCGUCCUGCAGAAGAAGGGGAUCGUGCGGGCCCGCGGGAGAGGUACUUCAUACUUAACAGAUAUAGUAUGGUGGUCUGGCACUAUUGCAAUGGCUCUGGGUCAAAUAGGGAAUUUCUUGGCCUACACUGCAGUCCCAACUGUACUAGUGACGCCCUUGGGAGCUCUUGGCGUUCCAUUUGGGUCCAUCUUAGCUUCUUACUUACUGAAAGAGAAACUGAACAUUCUUGGCAAGCUGGGAUGUUUGCUGAGCUGCGCCGGGUCUGUUGUUCUCAUCAUCCAUUCCCCAAAGUCCGAGAGUGUGACGACUCAGGCUGAGCUUGAAGAGAAGCUUACAAAUCCAGUUUUCGUGGGUUAUCUCUGCAUAGUGCUGCUAAUGCUUCUCCUGCUUAUCUUCUGGAUAGCUCCAGCUCAUGGACCUACUAAUAUCAUGGUUUACAUCAGUAUUUGCUCUCUGUUGGGCAGUUUCACUGUUCCCAGUACAAAAGGCAUUGGGCUGGCUGCUCAAGAUAUCUUUCACAAUAACCCAUCAAGUCAAAGGGCUCUGUACCUCUGUCUGGUACUUCUGGCAGUAUUAGGAUGUAGCAUUAUCAUUCAGUUCAGAUACAUCAAUAAGGCACUGGAAUGUUUUGACUCCUCUGUGUUUGGUGCCAUCUACUACGUUGUGUUUACCACCCUAGUCUUGCUGGCUUCAGCCAUCCUUUUCAGGGAAUGGAGUAAUGUAGGAGUGGUAGAUUUUUUGGGAAUGGCUUGUGGAUUCACCACAGUAUCUAUUGGAAUUGUUCUUAUACAAGUCUUCAAGGAAUUCAACUUCAAUAUUGGAGAUUUAAAUAAACCUAACAUGAAAACAGAUUAAAAUAUUUUUUGAGGGGAAACUGGAUGGCUCAGGGAAGGAUGCAGAGUCUUUAAUUUCUAGGUCACUGAUUCAAAUGGGAUUCAGGCAGGUAACUACCCUCUGAUGAUUUGGUGGCCUAUAUGAAAUGAAUUGGAGGCCUCCAUCCAGUUUCAAAGGAACAGUUGUCCAUGUACCCCAGUCGACACAAUAAAUGACCUUAACUGCAACCACUGAUUGAGUCAGCAUAGAGACUGAUGAAUUUCUUUACUAUAAAAGGUAGUCCCUCAGAAAAGGUCUGUGGAUAUUCUGACAGACCUGCAUGUGAAAGCUUGUAUUGUGACUUCUGAGGUACCAUUUCUGUGGCAGAGAACAUCAGUUUCUAACUCACUCAAUCUGACACCUUCCAUCAUGAGUGAUGUGUACCUUUAAAAUAAGGAGGAAUAAAAGUGGAAGAAUUUGUUAAUUUCAGUAUAGCAACGUGUUCACCAUGAAGGCUGUGAAUUCUGAGAUAAAUGUUGGUUGAACCAUGAACUGCAGAUUUGUCCUUUUUAAUGACUGUCUUGGCAACUUUGUCUGCCAUGUGGCGAGGACUGGGGAGUUUUAAAUUUAAUUCUUUAUACAGAGCAGUGGACCCUUAAAUUUGUUUCACUAAUUACUUAUCAGCUGAUGGUAGUGACCAGGUAUGCAUUUUUCUUUGUAACACUUGCAUUAAGACAUACUGCAUUCAUCUCACAGUUUUUAAUUGGGAGCAGACAGAAAGCCUGUGAAGGAUAUGGAAAUGAUGCACAGACUCAUUGCCUACAUGGUGGCUUAUUUGUAAGCAGCUCAGAACUGUUUCAGUGCCUUUGCAAUCCAAAAAUACUGCAUAAUUGUGAAUGUAUUUGUUUCAGAUGGCCUAUACUGGUUUAAUAAUUCUGUUUCACUGUCUAUAAUAUUGGACUGUAUUCAGAUUCUAAACACAUAAAGUAUCUAGAAGGACCCAUAUAUAUUUGGAAGAAUUGACAAACGUGAACUGAAACCCCCAGAUGCCUUGACAGCUUCUGAAAAACUCAUAAUCCUAAUGAGAAGAGGUAAUCUACAGGAGGCGUGUUGAAAACAGCCCAGCAUACCUUCAUUUUAGUUCAGUGACUAAAUGCAGGAGACCAUUUUGUGAAGCAGCUAAUAAAUAGAGACCAUAAAAAAAUUAAGAGAGAGGAGAGCAUGAGCUUUCUCAUAGCUCAUAGAAGAUGGUCUGAUUUCUCUUGUAACAUGGGAAAAUGAGGUUAAAGACCAAAAAAGCUUAGGCAUUCAAAGAGCUGAGUUUUAGAUAACUGACAGGGACACACAUUCAGCUCCAGUAAUUUAUAGACCUGUGUGAAUGGUUCAGCCAUAAUAUUUUGACAAGUAGUACAGAUACCUUAAGCUAUGAUGGGAAUGACUCUAAACAGUUUAAACCAUUUAGAGGAUAUUGAUAUGUCAAAGAAAGAAACAGUUAAUGUUCAUGUUCUACUUAUAUUUGGUAGCUGAAACAUCAUGAGUCAAAAACUUGAAAGCUUACAAAGCAGUGAAUGUUUGUUUCCAUGUAAGUGCAAACCUGGAAGAGUACCAUGGAGCUCAACACCUCUAGAUCAGGAUGUCUCUUGAGGAAAACAAAAACCCCCAAAGUGGUUACAAGACAGUAUUUGAGAAAGUUCAUGACACUUUAUCCAGAAAUCGUGAAUGUAGCUUUGUGGCUGCCUGACAAGAACAUGGACUUCAAUUAGCAGGGUGUAAUACUGUCUGCUCUCGUGAUCUUUUUUGUUAACCUGAAUUAAUGUUUCCUUAAAACUCAGCCUCCAUUUUAAUUUAAAAUGAAUGCUAUAAGCCCUACUAAUGGCAGCAAUAAUCGUGAAAGUGAAUCCUAAAAAUUUAGUAUUCUGGAGGGAUUGUUCUGAGGGAGUGAGAGUCCUACUAUGUUAUUUGCAAGCUUGUUUUAUAACUCCAAAUUGCAAGGGAGUGACUGAGUUGGCAAAAGUGUACUUUGUUAUAGGCCAGCACAGUAACUGGAUAUCUUAUUGAAACAGAGUAGCACUAGCAGAGAAAGGACCAUCUACAUGGAUUUUCAAAUAUUGUACAUGGAUUUUAGAAAGUUCGAAAGAUGAGGGGAAUUGGGCUACAGAAGCUGGUUAAAACUAACUUCUGCCCAUUAUUGAUUGGAAGAUGGUUUCUUGAUUCUCAGCAAACAGUUGUAUUUGGUCAUACUAGUUACCUUUUCUUCUGAUUGAAACAAAUUCUGCAUAGACUGAGACCUGUGUUAAUCUACUUUUUAAAAUAAUGUUAGCUGUUUUCUGAAGCAGUCAAGUUGUCUUUUCAAAAUUCAAAUUCAGAGUUCCUGAGUUGCAUGUUGGUUUCAUAUUAGCUUUUAAUCUCUGAAGACUUCAGUGAAAAUCUUUAGGUCAGAAUGGAAGUGAUUGUGAUGUCAUCUUAUUCCUCCUUUGGCCAUAUUUGUUUGUCUUGGUUUGUUUUAAAAUUAAUUAUUUAUAAAGUGCCUGUCCUAUUAUGUUGGGUGCAUAUGCAAAUUAUUAGUUAAUACUAGAUUUAAAAUAAACUUGACUGCCCUGUCUAAACCUUGCUACUUUCUGCUCCACACAAAGUUUACUUGAUAAGUGCUCACUAUGCAGAGGAAGAACAAAGUAGCAGCCAUGUUCUGUGGUCCUCUGACUAUCCUUACAACUGAUAAAUGUCUGCAUAGUUCUCUCCAGCUGCUCCUCAUCUGUGAUCUUUCUAGAAAUGUCUAGUUACCCUUAAUGUUUAAAACAGAGAUGUCAAAAGCCAGCACAUAAGGUGAAAGAAAUUCUUGUGGCCUUGCACAUCACUUGUAUCUGCAGCCUUCUACAUCUUGAAUGCUAAGUAAUGGAAACCUUUACUUUUUGCUAUUUGUUCAGUGUGUAGCAGUGUUCUUUUGAGUUCUGCUGUACCUGGAUCUGAUUCAGUUCUAACUUUAGAAAUGUAUUAGCAUUUCCUGUUGUCACUGUUGAUAAGGCUCUCCCCCACUCCAUCCCACACCCUCCUCUUUCUAGGUGUCCUACCUUUUUUAGUCCCAUUGCUUUUCUGAUUUAAAAGAAGGCAAUGUUGAAGUUGAAUUUUAGCUGUUCACUCUUUUUGUUUUUCUUUUUUAUUUCACCCCUUUAAUAAGUAAGCACUUUGAAUAAGACAGAUAUCUGAGUUUCAUCAUCUCAGGGAGCAAAUGUGCAUAGUUGUCUCCUGAGCUUUGGUGUCCUUUGUGGGUCUGCCCUUUUCCCAUUCUCUUUGUAUUAUGUCUGUUGAUAGCUGGGAGGCAGAUGACUUCAGUUCUGAUUCCAAAGUAGAAGUGGGAGAGGCUACGCAUACAAAAAGUGGACUCGUUGCAGUGGUGGAACGCAUUUGAAUUCAAUUCAAAUCCUUAUGAAAGGCACUUCACUCUGUAUGUCUGACUUCUGUUAUACUUGUCAAACAUAUUUACUUGGUACUCACUUGAGGAUAGCUCUUUGAUCAUUAUCCCUUCAGUGUAUGGAGGAUUUGCAUAUGUCAGUCACAAUCUUUAUUAGGUGUCAAACACAAAAAUCCCUCAAAUGUCCAAUAGGAGAAUAGAAACCUUUUUGAUACAACCAAAAAAAAAAAAUUUGUUACAUCUUAAGUACUUCUGUAAAAAAGAAAAAUGUCUAAACAAGUUAUCUGCUGUACUGACUUUCCAGGACUCUGUAUGUGUAAAUAGAGCCUAUUUAUUAGUGAGCUGCAGCUAACAUAGGAACCUGUCAUAUCACAGUUUGACAAGUGAAGCUUCCUAUUAAUAAUACUGAUUUAUAUUGGAACAUAUGUAUUUUUCUGAAGUAACUAGCACUGAAAAGUGGAAACACUGGAUUAAUUUUUCGGAACACUAGAAAGUGAGGUUUACCUUUCCUCUUUAUUUAAAAAAUAGAGGGUUUGUAUUUAAAGAAGUUUAGGGUUAUAAAUAGGGGGUGCUUUAAAUGGGCAGUUGUUUGCAUGUUAUGCCCCUCUCACGUUCUUGUUUCACAAAUACAAAACGUCAAGGAUUCUACAGAUCUUACUUCAUUGUCUUGAGAUGGUGUAACUGCUGAAGUUUUACUGUUAAAUCAAGCAUUAUCAAAUGUUUACCUAUUACCUGUUAUCUUUGUAAUAAAUUUUGGUGCUAUAUAUGGGCUUAAAGAAUGCAGAAUUUUAGUCUGUACUGUGUUAGGCACCAAUGUGGUCAGCAGUUAUUAUUACUAGUGCCCAAGUGUUUCAGACAGCAGUGUUGAAAUGUUAUGGAUUAAGAAAUCAUUUUUUGAAAGCUGAAAAUAAGUUUGCGUUUUUAAAUUAUUUGUUCUUGUGUUGGGUCCUCCCAUGUCCUCCCCCCUCCUGAGGCAGUUGCUCUACAGAGUGGAAAAUAUUAUGCAAAAGUGGUAUUUUUAAGUUAAAUCCUUUUUCAACUGUGGAACUUUCUCUUCUUCCCCCCCACCCCUACUUUUUUUUUUUUCCUGGAAUGUAAAAAAUAGUUCUAAUGGGAUAUGGGGAAAAGGUGGAUGGCAACAAACAUACAGUGUCAGGUUUGGUUGCUUCAAUGCUCUUGCAAUAUAGUUACUACAGAUUACAUAAAAAUGGUUUAUUUUAUUAGCUUAUGAAUAAUGUAUAUAUAGAUUUGUUAACGGCUUACGAGUCAAGCUUACUCUCUUUGCUUUUUAAAAAAUAGUUAUAGGCAUGUUGUAUUUGCCUUGUGUAAAUUAUUAAAGGCUAUUUAUUAAGUUUUCUGAUAACUAAUCUAUUUAUUAACCUGUAUUGUUUUAAAAUAAAUGAUUUAUUUCUAGCUCAA
Messenger RNA from Myiozetetes cayanensis, 5819 nucleotides. It is a transcript of the gene NIPA1, whose product is annotated as NIPA magnesium transporter 1. Gene Ontology annotation, molecular function: magnesium ion transmembrane transporter activity. The record is from RefSeq and is a predicted model, not a curated record. Gene Ontology annotation, cellular component: membrane. NCBI's taxonomy places the organism in Eukaryota, Metazoa, Chordata, Aves, Passeriformes, Tyrannidae. The coding region runs from base 62 to 1033 and encodes 323 amino acids. Gene Ontology annotation, biological process: magnesium ion transport. The transcript has 5 exons.